Messenger RNA from Paralichthys olivaceus (Japanese flounder), 2856 nucleotides. RefSeq names its product ATP-dependent RNA helicase DHX15. Gene Ontology annotation, molecular function: ATP binding; RNA binding; RNA helicase activity. The record is from RefSeq and is a predicted model, not a curated record. Lineage: Eukaryota; Metazoa; Chordata; Actinopteri; Pleuronectiformes; Paralichthyidae. Gene Ontology annotation, cellular component: spliceosomal complex; intracellular anatomical structure.
ACCCUGUAAAACCUAACGUGAACAGAAGAAAACAAUAUCGCUCAGGAGUGAGGAAGCUAGCAGCAACACCCAUUCUCCCGGCAGAACUGUGUCGGCGUUAAUUGAUUUGAGUGAAUAAACACUUCCUCCUGUGAAGAUGUCUAAAAGACACCGGCUGGAUUUGGGUGAUGACUACUCGACCAGUAAGAAGAGGUCUGAGGGGAGAGAUCGGGACCGAGACAGAGACCGGGAGGACCGCUCCAGGGACAGGGACAGAGAUAGGGAUCGGGACCGGGACAGAGACCGGGACAGAGACCCGAAACCCGCUAGUGCGCCAACUAACAUCCCGGCAGCUGUGCCAGGCAUACUACCGCUUAAGCAGAUGUUGGUGCAGCAGCAGAUCAAUCCGUUCACCAACCUGCCGCACACACCACGUUACUAUGAGAUCCUGAAGAAGAGGUUGCAGCUUCCAGUGUGGGAGUACAAGGAAAGCUUCAGCGAUAUCAUCACACGCCAUCAGAGCUUUGUCCUUGUUGGAGAGACUGGCUCUGGGAAGACGACACAGAUCCCACAAUGGUGCGUGGACAUGGUGAGAGGCUUGCCUGGUCCGAAGCGAGCGGUGGCCUGUACUCAGCCCAGAAGAGUGGCUGCCAUGAGUGUGGCUCAGAGGGUGGCAGAUGAAAUGGACGUCAUGCUCGGACAGGAAGUCGGUUACUCUAUUCGAUUUGAGGACUGUAGCUCUGCAAAGACCAUACUAAAGUACAUGACAGACGGUAUGUUGCUAAGAGAGGCUAUGAAUGACCCGCUGCUGGAGCGUUACGGUGUGAUCAUUCUGGAUGAAGCCCACGAGCGAACUCUGGCCACAGACAUCCUGAUGGGAGUACUCAAGGAGGUGGUGCGUCAAAGACCAGACCUAAAGGUGAUCGUCAUGAGUGCCACUCUCGAUGCUGGGAAGUUCCAAGUUUACUUUGACAACUGCCCCCUGCUGACGAUUCCUGGCCGUACACACCCCGUGGAGAUCUUCUACACCCCGGAGCCUGAGCGGGAUUACCUCGAGGCAGCGAUCCGCACUGUCAUCCAGAUUCAUAUGUGCGAGGAAGAUGAAGGUGACUGCCUGCUCUUCCUCACUGGUCAAGAGGAAAUUGACGAGGCCUGCAAACGAAUCAAGCGUGAGGUUGAUGACCUUGGCCCUGAAGUUGGGGACAUCAAAAUCAUUCCACUGUAUUCAACGCUGCCUCCACAGCAGCAGCAAAGGAUCUUUGAGCCUCCUCCUCCACGGAAGCCCAAUGGCGCAAUAGGAAGAAAGGUCGUGGUGUCAACAAACAUUGCGGAAACUUCUCUAACAAUUGAUGGCGUGGUGUUCGUCAUUGAUCCUGGAUUCGCCAAACAGAAGGUGUACAAUCCUCGUAUCAGAGUGGAGUCUUUGCUCGUCACAGCCAUCAGUAAAGCUUCUGCCCAGCAGAGGGCGGGACGAGCCGGCAGAACACGUCCAGGAAAAUGUUUCCGUCUCUACACAGAGAAGGCCUACAAAACAGAGAUGCAGGACAACACGUACCCUGAGAUUCUUCGAUCCAACUUGGGCUCUGUUGUGUUGCAGCUGAAAAAGCUUGGCAUUGAUGACCUGGUGCACUUUGACUUCAUGGAUCCACCAGCUCCUGAAACCCUGAUGAGAGCCCUGGAACUGCUGAAUUACCUCGCAGCUCUCAACGAUGACGGUGACCUGACGGAACUGGGAUCCAUGAUGGCCGAGUUUCCCCUGGAUCCCCAGCUGGCUAAGAUGGUCAUUGCCAGCUGCGAGUUUAACUGCUCUAAUGAGAUCCUUUCCAUUACUGCCAUGCUGUCAGUCCCACAGUGUUUUGUCCGCCCCACGGAGGCUAAGAAGGCAGCUGACGAGUCCAAGAUGAGGUUUGCUCACAUCGACGGAGACCACUUGACGCUGCUCAACGUUUAUCACGCCUUCAAACAAAACCAUGAGUCGAACCAGUGGUGUUAUGACAACUUCGUCAACUACCGUUCACUGAUGUCUGCUGACAACGUGCGGCAGCAGCUGUCCAGGAUCAUGGACCGCUUCAACCUUCCCCGUCGGAGCACAGAGUUCACCAGCAGAGAUUAUUACAUCAACAUUCGCCGGGCGCUCUGCACCGGCUUCUUCAUGCAGGUGGCUCAUUUGGAGCGCACAGGUCAUUACCUCACAGUGAAAGACAACCAAGUCGUCCAACUGCACCCAUCUACAGUCCUGGACCACAAGCCUGAGUGGGUGCUCUAUAACGAAUUUGUCCUCACCACCAAGAACUACAUCCGCACUUGCACAGACAUCAAGCCAGAAUGGCUGGUGAAGAUUGCCCCGCAGUACUAUGAAAUGAGUAACUUCCCACAAUGUGAAGCUAAACGACAGCUGGAGCGAAUCGUUGCCAAACUAGAGAGUAAAGAGUACUCCCAGUACUGAAAAACAGAAGUAUCCUGAAAAACGCCUGCAUACUAUAGUUUUAGAUCAUUCUGUUUCAUUGUAUCUUAAUGUUUAAAAUUUGGCGUUUUGAUUUUUAUAUUUUGUUUGUUUUUUUUCCCCAUCAAAGUUUAUUCUCUAAGUGUAAUGUCAGAUAAAAUAUCAGCGGCAAGUAUUGGACCUGGCUUUGAAGAUUUUCAAAAGGAAUAUCAGAAACAUGUCAUUUAGAUGUGGUGGACUUUCCUUUAGUGGAUUGUUGAGUCAUUAAAAACUGAUUUGUGCUUGCUUUGUUUCUUUAAUAAAGGAGCUUUGACUUAAUUUCUCUGUACAUAUUAGUAAAACAUGUUAAUUGCAAAAGUUGUGUAGUUUGUAGUGCAGUUCUUUGCUUUUGUGUUGAUGCUAAUUUGGUCAAGAAAAUAAACACUUGUUUCCUA